UGAAAUUUAAAUUAUAAAUAAUUUCUAGUUUGUCGCGUUAAACAGCAGUCGUCCGACAACCAGCUUACUAAGCAGUCGUACGCAUAGACCUGAACGGUGUAACAAACGGUGAGUCAGCUGAAACAUGAAAUUGUUAACAGUAAUAAGCCUCGCUUUGUGCGUAGUUGCGAGAGCGCAGCAAGUGUCCUACGUGCCCAACUCGCCUGAUCCAAAUAAUCCGGGUCAUUGCUUCCACAAUGAGCUGCAGCUUGCCAUCAAACUGAACGAGACGCUCAAACCAGCCAAUGUAGACUUGUGCGCCGAAUUGACCUGCGAGAGGGAAGCACUCAUACGUGUCAAUCAUUGUACACGCACGUUCCGUCCCAGUUUCUGUGAGGACUCAAAGUGGCACCCCACAGAUUUUAGUAAACCCUAUCCGGACUGUUGUGAACAUUACGAAUGCAAUAAAUAGUUGUUGAUGAGGAGACGUAA
Molecule: messenger RNA, 471 nt
Organism: Bactrocera oleae (olive fruit fly)
Lineage: Eukaryota; Metazoa; Arthropoda; Insecta; Diptera; Tephritidae
Source: RefSeq, a predicted model, not a curated record